CGUCGUCCGCUGGCACAACAAGGACACCGGCGAGCAGGUGGCCAUCAAGCAGUGCCGCCAGGAGCUGAGCCCGCGCAACCGCGACCGCUGGGCGCUCGAGAUCCAGAUCAUGAAGAGGCUCAACCAUCCCAACGUGGUGGCCGCCCGCGACGUGCCCGAGGGGAUGCAGAAGCUCGCGCCCAACGACCUGCCGCUCCUGGCCAUGGAGUAUUGCCAAGGCGGAGACCUCCGCAAGUACCUGAAUCAGCUGGAGAAUUGCUGUGGCUUGCGGGAAGAAGCCAUUCUCAUCUUGUUGUCUGAUAUUGCGUCUGCUCUCCGGUACCUUCAUGAGAACAGGAUCAUCCACCGGGACCUGAAACCAGAGAACAUUGUGCUACAGCAAGGAGAGCAAAGGUUAAUACACAAAAUCAUUGACCUUGGCUAUGCUAAGGAGCUGGAUCAGGGCAGCCUAUGCACUUCCUUCGUUGGGACACUACAGUAUUUGGCUCCCGAGCUGCUGGAGCAGCAGAAGUAUACGGUGACAGUGGAUUAUUGGAGCUUUGGCACACUGGCCUUCGAGUGCAUUACGGGCUUCCGACCGUUCCUGCCCAACUGGCAGCCAGUGCAGUGGCAUACAAAAGUGCGACAGAAGAGUGAGUUGGAUAUUGUCGUUUCAGAAGACUUAUCUGGAGAAGUCAAGUUUUCUAGCACUUUACCUUACCCAAACAAUCUAAACAGUGUUUUGGCUGGAAGAUUGGAAAAGUGGCUCCAGCUCAUGCUAAUGUGGCACCCCCGGCAGAGAGGGACGGAUCCUACCUAUGGACCCUAUGGGUGCUUCAAAGCUUUGGAUGACAUCUUGAAUCUGAAGUUGCUUCAUGUUUUGAACAUGGUUACGGGCGCUGUGCACACCUACCCUGUGACAGAGGAGGAAACUCUGCAGGCUGUGAAGGCCAGGAUCCAGUUAGAUACUGGAAUUCCAGAACAGGACCAGGAGCUGCUGCAGGAAGCAGGACUUGCGUUGUUUCCUCAGGAGUUGGCUACUAAGCAUAUAGCUGACAGCAAGGUGAAUGAUGCUGCYGCUACAGACACAGACCUCCUCUUCCUCUUUGAUAACCAGAAAAUUUCCUAUGAGCCUCAGGUUGCCUUGCGUCCUCACCCGGAAAGUGUWGACUGCAUCCUUCAGGAUCCGAAGAAGAAUCUCCACUUUUUCCAGCUGCGGAAAGUGUGGGGUCAGAUCUGGCACACGAUACGGAGGCUGAAGGAGGAUUGUAACCGGCUCCAGCAGGGACAGCGAGCAGCCAUGAUGAACCUGCUGCGUUACAACAGUACCCUGUCGAAGAUGAAGAAUUCCAUGGCYUCCCUGUCCCAGCAGCUGAAAGCGAAGCUGGACUUCUUUAAAACAAGCAUCCAGAUUGAUCUGGAGAAGUAUAAAGAGCAGAUUGAAUUUGGAAUUACUUCGGAGAAGCUGCUGUUUGCCUGGAAGGAGAUGGAGCAGGCUGUGGAGCUCUGUGGGCGGGAGGAGGAUGUGGAUCAGCUAGUGAAGAAGAUGAUGGCCUUGCAGACAGACAUUGUGGACCUGCAGAGAAGCCCACUAGGUCGUAAACAAGGAGGAACUCUGGAAGAUUUAGAAGAACAAGCCAGAGAGCUGUACAGGAGGCUGAGAGAGAAGCCAAGAGAUCAGAGGACCAGUGGUGACAGCCAAGAAAUAGUCCGACUGCUCUUACAGGCAAUUCAAACCUUUGAAAAAAAAGUCCGGGUCAUUUAUGCUCAACUCAGUAAAACUGUAGUUUGCAAGCAGAAGGCACUGGAAUUGUUCCCUAGAGUGGAGAAAGUGAUGAAUCUGAUGAAUGAAGAUGAGAAUACAGUUGUUAGGCUCCAGGAGAAACGACAGAAAGAACUGUGGAACCUGCUGAAAAUUGCCUGUAGUAAAGUCCGUGGUCCUGUCACUGGCAGUCCAGAGAGCAUGAACACAUCCCGGCUGAGCAGCCCUGGCCAGCUGCUGCUGCAGGUCCCUUCCGGAACCUACAAUUUACCCGAAUCAAUCAGGAAAAGUGAGGAUUUACUGUUGGAAUCACAGAAACUCUGUAGCCAACUCGAAAAUGUGAUGCAGGACACAAUGAAGGACCAGAGCCUCAUGGCUCUAGAUUGGAGCUGGCUGCAGCUUCAGGCAGAAGAAAGAAACGGUCCUGAACAAAACCAGAUGUAAAGUCGCUUCAGUUGCACCUGAAGACAGGCUAGAUAAGGAAGCCAACUGUGAUAAGCUGCUGCAUCUGAAAAGGGAAGUUUAAG
Messenger RNA from Nothoprocta perdicaria, 2268 nucleotides. RefSeq names its product inhibitor of nuclear factor kappa B kinase subunit beta (gene IKBKB). Gene Ontology annotation, cellular component: cytoplasm; IkappaB kinase complex. The transcript has 21 exons. Bases 110 to 2185 code for a protein of 691 amino acids. Gene Ontology annotation, molecular function: IkappaB kinase activity; ATP binding. Gene Ontology annotation, biological process: tumor necrosis factor-mediated signaling pathway; peptidyl-serine phosphorylation; positive regulation of transcription by RNA polymerase II. Lineage: Eukaryota; Metazoa; Chordata; Aves; Tinamiformes; Tinamidae. The record is from RefSeq and is a predicted model, not a curated record.